AUGCCUCCUAAAGCCGGUCCCAGACGUGGGGCAUCGUCAGCACCCGCACGGAACAGCAACGGCGGCGAGUCCGGCUCCAACCCUACCCCUAAUACCUCCUCCGCGAGUCCCGCGCCAGGCACAACGACGCGAGCACCGGUGCAACGAUUACAGUCUCUCAAGAAGCGUAAUCCUUCGGGCAGCAUCGGACCUGGACCCGGUCCCAGUGCAGGAGCUGGGCCAGGGGAGCCAUCGAAACCAACACUGAAAUACAAACCGCGAGCUGUGGGACGACGCAGUAAAGAAGAGCGAGAGGCGAUUGAGAAACUUGAGGCCGAGCGGCAUGCAGAGCGGUUGGCAGAAGCUGCGGCAAUCCAGCGCGGAAAAGCGAGCAUGGCAGCGCGGGGUAAGGCCGGUUUCGCGGGACGCGGUGGGCGUGGAGGAAUGAUGGGAAUGUCUGCUGCGGCGGGACCACUUGGCUCUGGAUUCGCUGCGCGGAGGGGUCGCGGAGGAUCGAGAUUUGGAACCGGCGACUCUAGAGGGACGUCGAUGCCACGAAGGAGUAAAUCCAUGACAGUUGGGGCUGCUGGUGGUAGUGGUGGUGGUGGUGGUGGCUCUGCUUCUGUUUCCUCCGACGAAAGUGAUGGGGAACUCAGGGUCAGCAUUGACAGGAUUAACUUGGAGAGUGACGCGGAUGAUGAUGAUGAAGAGGAUGUGGUACUGGACCAGAAGAAGAAGAAGCAGCAGCGCAAGGGGAAGAUGGCUUUGGGGAGUGCAAGGGACAAGGGUCUACGUCCGAUUCGAGUAGAGAGACAUGAACAUGAGGAUCGGGUGGUCAGCGUGAAUAUGGAGUCCAGUACAGCUAAAUCCACCGAACUUCGGGAGCAGGCGAAGGGGAAAGCCGAGGAUGACGAUGCGCUCUUCGUGCAGGACGACGAGGAGACGCCCACCGAGACUGAAACCCAGGUGAAGAAGGAACCUACGGAUGAGAACGACCAGGCAAUGAUGGAUGUUCCACAUGCAGAAGAGCCUGUUACUACAGAUGACGGGUUAUUACCCGUGCCGAAGAAGAAGGUGCGGCGGAAGUUGGACUCGAGGGAACCCUCUGUGCCCGCGGUGAAGGACCCAAAGAGUCUGUUACGGACCAAAGAAGAUAUUGAAGAGUACGAUCGACAUGCAGAAGAUCUGGAGCUAGUCAAGGACCUGUUCACCAAGGAACCUCCAACGAAACCAAACGAGCUUACGGAAGGGGCAGAGGCGGAGGCGGAGGCAGAGACCGAUGAACAAGAGAAGGAAAAAACAGAAGACGAAAAAGCUGAGUCCCAAGACGAUAAACUAACAGGACAACUCUUCUUGAUGCAGUUCCCUCCCAUUACCCCGAACCUUAUCGAACCCAAUGCAGACGGGACGAACGCCGAUGGCGAAGCUACCGAGAUCCCCAACCCCGCUGCGUCCCAAGGCGCGGGGCAGAACGCAGAGGUCAAUGGCGCACAAUCGGAUGUUCCUGGGCUGAAGCACGAAGAGGAGUUCGAAGUGCUCGACGGAUUGGAAGAAUCUACUGCGGCACGCACACAAUCCAAGGUUGUCACAGCAGCGGACUGGCAGCUCAAGGCGGGGCAGGCUGGCAAGCUGAACGUGCACGCUUCGGGCCGGGUGACCAUGGAUUGGGGUGGGAUCAGCUUCGAAUUAGAUCGCGCGGCCGCGGUUGAUUUCCUGCAAGAAGCGCUGAUCGUGUCUACGCCGCCGAAUGUGACGGAAGAUGUGGUCGAUGACGAGUACAAGGUGUGGGCGAUGGGACAGUUAAGCGGCAAGUUCACAGUAACGCCAGACUGGGAAAAGAUACUAUGA
Messenger RNA from Aspergillus puulaauensis, 1827 nucleotides. Its product is annotated as putative DNA-directed RNA polymerase III RPC4. Gene Ontology annotation, cellular component: RNA polymerase III complex. The record is from RefSeq and is a predicted model, not a curated record. Gene Ontology annotation, biological process: transcription by RNA polymerase III. The coding region runs from base 1 to 1827 and encodes 608 amino acids. Lineage: Eukaryota; Fungi; Ascomycota; Eurotiomycetes; Eurotiales; Aspergillaceae. Gene Ontology annotation, molecular function: DNA binding. The transcript has a single exon.